Messenger RNA from Exophiala spinifera, 2961 nucleotides. RefSeq lists its product as uncharacterized. The record is from RefSeq and is a predicted model, not a curated record. NCBI's taxonomy places the organism in Eukaryota, Fungi, Ascomycota, Eurotiomycetes, Chaetothyriales, Herpotrichiellaceae. The transcript has a single exon. Gene Ontology annotation, molecular function: phosphorelay sensor kinase activity; histidine phosphotransfer kinase activity. Bases 1 to 2961 code for a protein of 986 amino acids. Gene Ontology annotation, biological process: phosphorelay signal transduction system; protein autophosphorylation.
AUGGAAACAGUGCAAGGAUCUCCGGCUCUAAGGAAACUUGAGCCGCAUUGGAACUAUGGCCUCAUUGCAGCCUCCGUGGCAGUAUCUCUGCUGGGGGCCUUCACCUCCACGCAGAUGAUGUGUCAAGCACGGACUGCCAGGUACUUCAGUGGUGUGCUGGUGUGGACACUGCUUGGUAGCUUGACAUUCGGCUUUUGUUCAAUAUGGAGUCUCCAUUUUAUCGCCAUGUUGGCAUGCGAACUCGACGUGCGAAUCGGACUGGAUGUCCCCCUGACUAUAGUCAGCGCACUCCUUGCAGUGUUGUUCACCUUCUCUGCAUUGUCUUUUGACCUUCUACAAGAUCGGUACAUCCGCCUGUUGGUGAAGAAGAAGAAGACGAAGAAGAGGAUGAAGCGCACAAAUCCACGCGGAUCUAAGAGCGAUAUCCAGGACAAUGCUGAACUAUCGGACAAUGAGGAGCACGUCAGUACGGAGGCGCUUCUCCCUCCACGGUUGUCAGAAGACCAAGAGCCUCUUGAUUCUCUCCAAGAAUUGGAACAGAGAGGUCGAACACCGCACCGACCCUCUCGGACUGAUAGUGGGCUUGGACCGCUCGAACAGCAUUUUGUCGGACUCGAUACAACUGUGAGAGGGAGUGCUUUACAUCUGGAUCUAGAAGAGGAUCCACAUACACCAUUUCGACAGCCUCCCAAACAGCAGGCCGAUUUUCACUACCGGGACACCUCUGAAGGCGACACGGAGAGCCUUCAGAGAAGUUCAAUAGACGGUGACCUUUCGCGACGUUCCUCCACGACUCACAGCUCUGACGGCAGUGGCCUAAAUCUGCCGGCCUUUAUGAGCUUCAGGAUGUCCCGAUUACCUUCUUCAACUGCCACUGGUCUAACGGGGUUUGCGCAACUUCUAGUCCAUGGCGUCAAGCUUAAGAAGAUUUGCAAAGGGUUUUUAUGGUCGCUAGCGAUCGACAGCAUGCAUUAUGUUGGGGUCUUAGCUAUGAAGAUCUCAGGGGGUCAUUUCACGUUAAACCCAUACAUUGUCGUUUUGUCAGCCUUGAUUAGUUGGGUCGUAUGCACAAUAGGUUGUAUCCUCAUCCCACAGAUUGAGAUCAACCUUUCACAGCAAUUGCUUUUCUCCUGCAUUGCUGCUUCAGGGGUGGCAGCAAUGCAUUUCACCGGCAUGUGGGCGACGACGUUUUGGUCACAGGCAGACCCAAGUCCGGAUCGAGGUUAUCCACCCGAUCUACCUGUUGCUGUUACUAGCAUUGCCAUUCUCACUUGCAUGCUUGCUAAUGGCCUUCUAGCCCAUUCCGCCACUAUUGCUCGAAACAAGUUGGCCGAGAUUGUUCAGACAAGAAAGAAGCUAUGGGCAGCCAUAGCACAAAAGGAGAACGCAGAAGCUGCUGCAAGGGCGCGCAGCGAGUUCAUUGCAUCAGCGUCUCAUGAGAUCCGGACUCCUCUCCAUCAGCUGCAAGGUUACAGUGACUUACUGUCGCGCACGGCGCUCAAUGACGAAUCACGUCUGCUCCUUCUUGCAAUCCAGGAAGCCACCAGAUCAUUGUCGAUGAUCACAGCGAACGUUCUUGACUGGUCACGACUAGAAAAGGGCGAAGCUGUCUUCCGACCCACAAGCCUUGACCUUCGGAAAGCGUGCGAGUCUAUUGUCAACAUCUUACCUAGUACGGAUGACGAUACCAUCACAGAACUGAUGAUCGUAGUUGCUCCAAAGGUGCCGCAGUCUGUGUUCCUGGACGAAACAUAUCUACAACGGAUCCUCAUGAACCUAUUGACCAAUGCACUCAAGUUUACCCAUUCUGGAUAUGUCAUCCUUUUCGUUGACUGCACCGACGAUAAGUUGGUCAUAACAGUCAAGGACUCUGGCUUUGGCAUACCAGAGACAUUCCUACCUCACCUUUUCGAACCCUUCAAACAAGCCCAGACCCGUGGCGCGGAACGAGGGACUGGUCUUGGAUUAGCCAUUAUUAAACACCUCCUGGAGAAGAUAUCAGGAACCAUUUCUGUUCAAAGUACUUGCAGCAAUAUUGAUGGAGGAGGUUUGACCGAAUCCGGAAGCACUUUCACAGUUACAAUCCCAACGUCAGGCCUCCUGGCGGGAGCGAAACCUCUACCGGCCUUAGGGCAUAAGCGUCAAAUGGCCGUAUAUCAGAAGGAGGGGAGCCGCUUGAGUGAAGGAUUGAAGAUGGCAUGGGCAGCCUACGACGUCGAAGUAUUUCCAGCCGACCCCCACAGUGAUAUAUCCGACGACUGGGGUUAUAUCUGGGCAGAUUUGGACUAUAUCAAAGACGAAUCCGAGCUUUUGGGCCGAUUACUGCAACCUAGAAGUCAAUUCGUCAUUCUACCCUAUGGCUCUCAGCCCCUGCUGGAUAGAACCAUCGGCGCGGCCCCUCCCUCGCACGUCAUUCCCAUUCGACGACCGCUAUUAUGGCAUCGGAUGGUUGAAAACAUUGUCUCUGUUGUGCACUUGGGGAGAUCAUGCACCGACAACAAAUCUGUCAGAUUUGCUCCGAUGGUCGACAUGGUCGAGAACGCUCCGCUGGGUCCUGCAACGGAGCAAAGAGCACUCAGUGGAUCAACUGUGCUUCUUGUUGAGGAUAACAAAAUCAACUUGAAGCUCGGGGUGAAGAUGCUACAGGCCCUGGGGUAUAAUGUGAUGACUGCUAAUGACGGGCAAGAUGCCGUGGAGAAGCUUGUGGAACACGAUUUAGAAAUCGAUCUCAUCCUUAUGGAUCAGUCGAUGCCGCGAAAGGACGGAGUUACCGCAUUGAAGGAGAUCCGGUCGAUGGAGCAAGAUGGAAGUCUCUCCAGGUCAAGGCCGUUGAUUAUGGUCACGGCAGUCGUUGGUCCCGAUGCUGCUUCGCUCUGCAUAUCAAGUGGUGCUGAUGCUUUCUUGCCGAAGCCGUUGUCGCUGCAAAAGCUUGGCCUUACAUUGAAGAAGUUCCUUGGCUGA